This is a messenger RNA of Solanum dulcamara, 993 nucleotides long. RefSeq names its product vesicle-associated membrane protein 722. The coding region runs from base 118 to 780 and encodes 220 amino acids. Gene Ontology annotation, biological process: vesicle-mediated transport. The record is from RefSeq and is a predicted model, not a curated record. Gene Ontology annotation, cellular component: membrane. The transcript has 5 exons. Lineage: Eukaryota; Viridiplantae; Streptophyta; Magnoliopsida; Solanales; Solanaceae.
CAUCGUCGUCACGCUUCCCUUUUUAUCUUUUUCAGUUGCCUCUUCAUACGCAUUUCUAUUUCUCUCUCUCUCUUAAAUUCUCUACUACUUACUAUACUAGCUAGGGUUUUGAGAAAAAUGGGGCAACAAUCGCUGAUCUACAGUUUCGUUGCACGAGGAACUGUUAUUCUCGCCGAAUACACUGAGUUCACCGGUAAUUUCACAAGUAUAGCCUCACAGUGCCUCCAGAAACUUCCUGCUUCCAAUAACAAGUUCACCUAUAACUGCGAUGGUCAUACUUUCAACUAUCUCGUCGAAGAAGGCUUCACAUACUGUGUUGUUGCUGUGGAAUCUGUUGGAAGACAGAUCCCAAUUGCGUUUUUGGAGAGAACCAAGGAAGAGUUUACCAAGAAAUAUGGUGGAGGCAAGGCUGCUACAGCUGUUGCCAACAGCUUAAACAGGGAGUUUGGGCCCAAACUGAAGGAGCAGAUGCAGUACUGUGUAGAUCAUCCAGAGGAAAUCAGUAAGCUUGCAAAGGUGAAGGCUCAGGUUUCAGAAGUUAAAGGUGUGAUGAUGGAAAACAUUGAAAAGGUUCUUGAUCGUGGGGAGAAGAUUGAACUUUUGGUGGAUAAGACUGAGAAUCUUCGCUCACAGGCACAGGACUUCAGGACACAAGGAACAACAAUGAGGAGGAAGAUGUGGUUGCAGAAUAUGAAGAUCAAGCUUAUAGUUUUGGGGAUUAUUAUUGCCUUGAUUCUGAUCAUAGUUUUGUCAGUAUGUGGUGGUUUCAAUUGUCAUUAGUGCGGUUCCUCAUCCUUACCAGGCUGGAUGUUGAUUGAAAAUUGUGACACCUAAAUCUUUGUAGCUCUGGCGUGUCAGUUCCUUAUAAUUCUUUUCUUCUUUUAUUGUGAUGUCUUUUGCUCUAACCUCUCUGUAUCAUGAGACACUUCCUGUAUAGCUUAUAAUGCUGAAUUCUUUUGAGUAUAUUAUUGAAAGAGUCACCCUUCUAGUUCA